This is a messenger RNA of Lingula anatina, 1262 nucleotides long. RefSeq lists its product as uncharacterized. The record is from RefSeq and is a predicted model, not a curated record. Gene Ontology annotation, cellular component: extracellular region; alveolar lamellar body. Lineage: Eukaryota; Metazoa; Brachiopoda; Lingulata; Lingulida; Lingulidae. Gene Ontology annotation, biological process: respiratory gaseous exchange by respiratory system.
CGGAUCAGACAGCGGUCUCCUUCUGCCUGGAGAAGGAAGACAUUGUUUGGUACCUGAUUUUUGCAAGAUGCUGCCAACAGUCAGCGAAAAGUCUGUCGAAUCCGGCGUGACUGUCAUCACAGAUGGUGGGUCCUCUCGACGUGACAGCGCCGAGAUCAAGUCGUUGUACAAGAAGUACAUCAUUGUUGCUGUUGCUGUCAUUGUUGUUGUUGCUGUUGCUGUCGGUGGAACGUUGGGAGCAGUUCACAUCUCUAACAAGGCAGCACAAGAUGUGUGGAAGGAGUACCAUCUCCGUUUAACUGACAAGCAAGGGCAGAAAGUUGAAGAAAAGGUCCAGGUUGAUCUGAAGGACAACAUCACCGUGUACACCGUGAACAACGAGAAGUUCCACGUCGCCAUGGACAACUCGAGGAGUCUGGUAGUAUACAAGAUGGAAAUGAACAACAAGUUUGCUUGUUACUUGACUCCAAUGAACAAAUCUGAAGAGACUGACAGCAAGGAUGUGGCCAGCGCUUUGGAAAAACCGAAUGAAAACACAACAGAUGGCGAUGAUGAAGAUACCAAUGACGACCAAAAGCAAUUCGUUGCCAACACAUCUCCAAUCAAGGACAAGUCCUUCCUGAGUCCCAGAAUGCAGGAAUUCUGCAGAGAUCUGGAGGCAUACUGGCUUACUCAGAAGGACGACACCCAAGCACCGGCAGGAGCUCAUCGUCAAAAGCGAGGCUGUCAUUGGCACCGUUGCAUGAGGUUGCGUCGCAUUUGCAGUUGCAACCGUUGUAAAACUUGUAAAAGUUGUAAACGUAUUUGCGUUUGGCGUGUAUCUAGUGGGUGGUGUCGCAAGUGCCAUUAAUAAACGCAAUCGCGAAAUGUCAGUCAUGUCACUAAGCUUAGUGCAACACCUUAGCUGAAUUGGAUAAUUGCUUCCGGUCUCUCUCUCUCUCUCUCUCACACACACACACACACACACACACACGGAGUGACACACUUUAGAACACACAUGAACAUAGUCAACCAUUGUAGAUCAAGACCUGCACAUCACCGUGGCUACCUGAAGAUUAUAAAAUAUUUGGCGAACUUAAUUGUAUGAUCACUUGAUAAGUAACACACAUGGGGGCUUAAUAUAUAAGAUGUAUUCAAAUAGUUUUUAAGUCAGUGACAUAAUGCAGAUUUCCCUCGCUACUUAUUUUGUAAAAUGAAGGAAAUAAAUCUUGUGACAUUUACUGAUUGUUUGGAAUUUACCCAAUAAAAGAGGCAAAAAGAUA